UCUCUCUCUGUGUGCUAUAUCCCAGCUCAGGACUUCCCAGUGACUUUGCAUUUAGCCCCACUACUAGUCCCAAGUUUCGGAGUGCACAGGAGCAAGUUUGGAGCCUCUCCGACUCGAUAUUUCACUCCUGCAGAAAAAACAAGGAGCGCGUAAAAGGAUCGGUUUUACCUGUUGAUGAGGUCCCACCGGGUGUGGGACGCAGAGGAGCAGUCGGGUUUGUGCACACUGAAGAAAAGUGUGAAAAAGGUGCAGGCGACACACCUCUGCAGCGGCCAGGAGGAGUGAAGUGAGGGACCUCGGUUUUUCCUUUCCCCCAGCAGUUGCAGCCUGUGCUGGGUUGGUGGAAAAUGGGCACUCCGACCACUUCGAUCUGUGGACUUAUUCUCUCUUUGAUACUCACAUGCCAGCUGCUGGUUCCUGUGACUCAGGCCUCCAAGGUGUGGGGAGAGGUCCCGCUGCCAGAGGACUUGGAGGGCGAGAAAGACGUCCAGGCGUCUCAGAGCUUGCUGGACGAUGACGAGGACUUCGCUGCUGAUGAAGCUUCAGGAGAUCUGCCCAGUGGAGAGGAUGAUGGAAGCACACCGUGGCCUCCAGUCUCUGAGAGCACAAUUUAUUACAGAGCUCUCGUCAACUUCACCAACUCCCUUGUCUACGGCCCCGAGCUCGAGGACAUCUUCUCUCCAGCCUUUAAUGAGAUCUCUGAAGCAGUGGUGGACACGCUGGAGUCGGAGUACAACAGGAUUCCAGGUGUCCAGACAGUCAGCGUGGUCCUCAUUAAGAAGAUGAUAAGAGAGGAUGGCGUGGAUGUAUUUGUGGAGUUGGACGUGGGUUCUGACUACAACAGCAACGAUGAACAGAUCCGCAGCGUGCUGUACAACGUGGUGAAGGAGGGAGCCAUCGCUUCCUACGUCACAUCAGUCCAGGGCUUUCAGUUCAGAGAGCUCGGGGAAGUAACCCCGGGCAUCAGACCCUGCAUGCCAGAUGAGCACAGGUGUGGUGAUGGGACAUGUAUCCUGAUGGAAUACCUGUGUGACAACAGACCAGACUGCAGAGACAUGAGUGAUGAGACCAAUUGUGAAACAAGACGGCCAGCCCCUCCGGUCACCACUCCUCCUACCACCACCACCACCACCACCACCACUGGCAGGAAGCCCCCGCGGCCCCCCAGCCCGCCUGGACCCUGCAGAGCAGAUCAAGCCACGUGUCAGAGUGGAGAGUGUAUCCCUCGAGACUACAUCUGUGACGGAGAGAGGGACUGCUCGGACGGAAGUGAUGAGUUCAGAUGUGGUACUCCAUCUCCCUGUGAGCCCAACGAGUUCAAGUGUAAAAAUGGCCGCUGUGCCCUCAAGCUUUGGCGCUGUGACGGAGACAACGACUGUGAGGAUAACUCAGAUGAAACAGACUGUCCCACCAAGGGUCCUGGCGACAGGUGUGCUCCUGAGCAGUUUGAGUGCCUGAGCGAUCGCACCUGCAUCCCAGCUAGUUACCAGUGUGAUGACGAGCCGGACUGCCCUGAUCGCUCUGAUGAGUACGGCUGCACCCCUCCCUCUGUGACAAGCCCGCCGGAGGAGUCCAUUCAGGCAGCACGGGGGGCGACGGUGACGUUCACCUGUCAGGCCGUUGGAGUGCCGAUGCCCAUCAUCACCUGGAGACUCAACUGGGGACACAUUCCUCUCAGCGGCAGGAUCUCCAUGACCAGCGAGAAUGGCCGCGGCACUCUGACUAUUCGUGAUGUGAAGGAGGCGGAUCAGGGAGCGUACACCUGUGAGGCCAUCAAUGCCAAAGGCCUGGUGUUUGGUAUCCCUGAUGGAGUGCUGACUCUCAUAUCAAAUCCAAAUCCAGGAAACUGUCCUGAUGGUCACUUCAGUGUGGAAGGACGCUGUGUGCCCUGCUUCUGUGCUGGCAUCUCCAAAACCUGCAAGAACACUGGUCGCUACCGAAACCAGAUCAGCCUGCGUUUCACAGAGGAGGAAGACUUUAAAGGAGUGAAUGUCACCUACCCAUCCAGGCCAGGCACUCCUCCUCUCUCCUCCACUCAGCUCCUUGUUAACCAAGAGAUGGAGGAGUUCCAGCUCGUUGACCUGUCACGCCGUUUCCUCAACCUUGACUCCUUCUGGACCCUGCCUCGCCAGUUCCUGGGCAACAAGAUUGACUCCUAUGGAGGAUCCCUGAAGUUCAAGGUGCGGUACACGUUGGCCCGUGGUCUGUCUGAGCCUGUGGAGAAGCCAGAUGUGAUGCUGGUUGGAAAUGGACGCAGACUUGUCUACCGCAGAGGCAACCCCACCCCUGCCCGAGUGGUCAACCAGAAGGAGAUCAAAUUCACUGAAGAAAACUGGCAGCACUCUAAUGGCCGCCCCGUGACCAGGGAGGACCUGAUGAUGACACUGGCCAACCUGGACAGCAUCAACAUCCGCACCAUCUACGACAACCACAUGGUCAGCGUGGGACUCGGUGACAUCGUCAUGGAUACCACCACUGUGGAGUUCAGCACUCGGGGUCAUGCUAAGGAAGUUGAAGAGUGCAGAUGUCCUCCUGGAUACUCAGGCCUCUCCUGUGAGAUGUGUUCCCCUGGUUUCGAGCGCGUCCCUGGUGGCUCCUAUCUUGGCACGUGUGCUGGUUGUAACUGUAAUGGACACGCCAGUGCCUGUGAUCCGAUCAGCGGGCACUGUCUGAGCUGCCAGCACAACACAGAGGGCCCUCAGUGUGACAAGUGUCGCCCAGGCUACUUUGGUGACCCGAGCAGAGGUCGCCCAGAUGACUGCAAGCCCUGCCCCUGCCCAUACUAUGAGACCUCACGGCGGUUUUCUGACACCUGCUUCCUGGAUGUUGACCAGCAGCCAACAUGUGACGCCUGCAGGCCCGGCUACACAGGAAGACGCUGUGAAAAGUGUGCUCCUGGUUACCAGGGUAACCCUCUCCUGCCUAAUGGAAAAUGUGUCCUUAACCAAAGCCCAGGCAAGUGUGAUAACAGAGGAACUCUGAGCUCCAGCAGCAGGCCGUGCAGCUGCAAGAACAACGUGGCAGGCGCUGUGUGUGACGAGUGUAAGCCUGGAUUCUUCCACCUAUCAGAGACCAACCCUGAGGGCUGUCUACGUUGUUUCUGUAUGGGCGUGUCCAAACAGUGUGCCAGCUCCACUUGGAAUAGAGAUCAGGUGCGAGGAGGGGUGAACGGGCAGCUCUUCUCCCUCGCCAACAGUGCCAACACUAAAACUAUCUCUGAAGGCAUCUCCCAGAGGGGCUCCUCUGAAGUCGUCUACCGCUCAUUCUCCAGCGUCCCCAACGACAUCUACUACUGGGUCCUGCCUGAGAGCUUCAGAGGAGAUAAGGUGACGGCCUAUGGCGGGGAGCUUCGCUACACAGUGCGCUUUGAACCGUCCCAGCGCUCACUGGUGAUCGACGGUCAGCCAGAUGUGGUUCUCCAGGGCAACGGCAUCUUCCUGGAGCACUACUCUCAGACUAAGGCUCUCCCACGUGUCCCACAAACUGUCACCGUGACCUUCAGAGAGUCUGCAUGGCGUCGCGCUGAUGGGCAGCCGUGUACUCGUGAGCACCUGCUGAUGGCCCUGGCGGAUGUGACUGUCUUCAUGGUCAGGGCCACCUACGCAGACAACAUGGCUGAGAGCAGUAUCUCCGACAUCAAGAUGGACGUCGCUGUUCCUCACUCCACUGGUAAUGAACGUGCUGUGGAGGUGGAGGAGUGCGCCUGUCCACAGGGAUACAGAGGACCUUCUUGCCAGGAGUGUGAUGAAGGUUACACUCGUACCAGCUCUGGCCUUUACCUCGGCACUUGCGAGAGGUGCGACUGCAACGGUCACGCCAGCAGCUGUGACUCAGAGACCGGCAGGUGUCUGCAAUGUCUCCACAACACCGCCGGGCCAAGGUGUGAGCGCUGUCAGCCUGGUUUUUAUGGAAACCCGGUAACAGGCGGUGCUCAGGCCUGCCAGCCCUGCCCCUGUCCUGGAACCUCUUCCAGCAACCAAUUCUCCCCAACCUGUUAUCUGGAGUCUGACGGUCAGCCGACAUGUGAUAAUUGUCCCCCUGGAUAUACUGGCAGGCGCUGUGAAAGAUGUGCCCCGGGAUACACUGGCAACCCACAGCUUGGACAGAGAUGUACUGUUGGCAACAAUAACAACGAACUCAAUGGUAACUGCUAUAACUGUGACCAGAGAGGAAGUGAAGGCUGCAGUGGUGGUGUGUGCCGCUGCAAGAUGAACGUUGAAGGCCCGUCUUGCUCCAGCUGCAAGGCUGGAACCUUCCAUCUCAGCCCGCAGAACAAAGAUGGCUGCCUGUCCUGUUUCUGUAUGGGCGUCACUCAGCAGUGCUCCAGCUCUACCCACUACAGAGACCUGGUGUCCUCAGUCUUUUCUCCAGGGAACUUCCAGGGAUUCGCUCUGGUGAACCGUCAACGUACCAACCGCAUCGCCACUGGUUUCACCGUGGAGGUUUCCACUGAAGGCACUCAGCUGUCCUACACCAACUUCGACUACCUGGGACAGGAGCCUCAUUACUGGCAGCUUCCAGGGGUUUACCAGGGAGACAAGUACGCUCUGGUCUACAAAGGUUUCAGCUUGCACCAGGAUGAUCUGCUCUACUGGCAGCUCCCAGCGCAGUUCACAGGGGAUAAGGUGGGCUCUUACGGCGGCAAGAUUAAAUACAGCAUCUCCUAUGUGGCCGGUCCAAGAGGAACACUGCUCGAUGAUGGCGACGUCCAGAUUAUUGGGAAUGACAUCACUCUGGUAGCCCGUCAGCCGUGGCAGAGGAGGCAGCAGGGCAGCAGGGAGACUAACCAGUUUGAGAUUGUCUUCAAAGAGGAACACUGGCGCCGUCCUGAUGGCAUGCCCGCCACCCGAGAGCACUUGAUGAUGGUCCUGGCUGACCUUGACGACAUCCUGAUUCGAGCAUCCUACUCCACUGAGAUGCGGUCCUCCAGUAUCUUUGACAUCAGCAUGGAAGUCUCAGUGCCUAACUACAGCGGCUUGGCUCAGGCGCUCGAGGUGGAGCAGUGUCGCUGCCCACCUGGAUACCAGGGACUUUCCUGCCAGGACUGUGCUCCUGGGUACACUCGCACUGGAGGAGGUUUGUACCUGGGCCACUGUGAGCUCUGUGAAUGCAACGGCCACUCUGACUCCUGCCACCCUGAGACUGGCAUCUGCACGAGCUGCCUGCACAACACUCAGGGCGAGCUCUGUGAGCAGUGCGCUCCUGGUUUCUUCGGUGACCCCACUGUUGGCACUCCGGAGGACUGCCAGCCCUGCGCCUGCCCCCACACUGACCCAGACAACCAGUUCUCCCCCACCUGUGAGAGCCUUGGAAAUGGAGGUUACCAGUGCACUGCCUGUCAGCCUGGGUACACUGGCCAGUACUGUGAACGUUGUGCUCCUGGAUAUGUGGGCAACCCACAGGAGAGAGAGAAGUGUCGCCCAUACGAUGCUGCAGCCUCGCUGGUGGUGAAGGUUUAUCCAGAGAAGGUCCUGUCAUCCCAGGGCGGCCCUGUCACCCUGCGGUGUCAGGUGUCCGGCUCUCCUCCACAUUAUUUCUACUGGUCCAGAGAGGAUGGACGACCCAUCUCCAGCAGUGCUGACAGACGCAGACAAGGAGCAGAGCUGUACUUCCCCAGCGUGCAGCCAAGUGAUGCCGGCGUCUACAUCUGUACCUGCAGAGACCAGCGCAGCACCAACAGGAGCAGAGCUGAAAUUGUUGUCACAAGUGUUCCAUCCAAAGCCAUUGAGGUGACAGUUGAGGAGCCCAAAGCUCAGACUGUCAGGGUGGGGUCGACUGUCAGCUUCAUCUGCACUGCAAAGAGCAAGUCCCCAGCCUACACGCUGGUCUGGACACGGAUGGGUAACGGAAAGCUGCCCAACCGGGCUAUGGACUUCAACGGCAUCCUGACAAUUCAGAACGUCCAGCCCGAGGACGCAGGCGUCUACGUUUGCACAGGCUCCAACAUGUUUGCCAUGGACGAGGGCAACGCCAUCCUCUACGUGCCAGAGGCCUCACAGACUCAGAUGUUUUACACAGCCUAUGAAAUGUUUGAAGGACACGGAAAGCCUGCAGAGGGGGCCCAGCCUGUGGCCACCGUCACUCCCUCAGUGCUGAAUGUCCAGCAGGGCCAGCGGGCAGAGUUUCGCUGCACGGUGACCGGGAACCCAACCCCUGCCAUUGAAUGGAUCGGAGGUCCAGGGAACAGGAUGAGUCCCAGAGCUGUGAUCCGAGGUGGCGUACUGACCUUCACAUCAGUGGACCCAGCUGAUGAGGGAGACUACACCUGCAAGGCCCUGAACACUCAUGGGGAGCACAUGGCCCGGGUUUCCCUCUUUGUCCAAAAGUCUAACCCGAGUGGCCUCGGCACCCAGCCCCAAGUCCAAGUAAGUCCCCAAAAUAUCGAAGCCCACGAAGGCGACAACUUGAGGCUGUACUGCAGAGCGACAGGAGUACCCACCCCGAAGCUCACCUGGCUGAAGAACGGAGGACAGAUCCCUCCACAGGCCAUUCCCUCUCACGGUUUCCAUCAGUUUAAAAGCAACAGUCUCGAUGUGUUACAGAGACGUAUUGAGGAGCUGCAGGCUCGCAUGGACCGCACAGACAUCGGCACUCUGCUCAUCCCCAACAUCCAGAUGUCCGACGCUGGCACUUACAUGUGUGUUGGUAGCAACAGCAUUGGCUCAAACAGCGCUCCCAUUAAAGUGUCUGUGCUCAAAGCCGACCACAUCACCUCAGUGGUCACCAUCCAGCCAUCUAUAGCUGACGUCCAGGAGGGUCAGAGUCUGGAGCUCAACUGCUUCGCUCCUGGAAAUCCUCCUCCUCAAGUCACCUGGACGAAAGCCAGCGGACGCCUCUCCUCUAACCACCAGGUUCUGGGCAGUCAGCUGCGUAUCCUGUCAGCCACUCCAGAGGACUCCGGGGAGUACAUCUGUCGGGUUCAGGGCAACUCUGGAAACCCAGGAUCAAACAUCCACCAGGCCUCUGUGUCUGUGUCUGUCACCUCAUCUUCUUCACGUCUGCAGAGUCCAAUCAUCGCCAUCGAGCCCCACAGCGCUGCGGUGCGUGUGGGGGAGUCGGCCAGCUUCAGGUGCAGGGUGUACAGCGGAGCCCAGCCUGUCAGACUGGAGUGGAAACUGGCCAACAACCAGCCGCUGCCAGAUAACGUUGAAGUUGGCUCUGAUGGUUCUGUUCUCACCAUCACCAACGCCCGCUCCAUGAACCACGGUGCCUACCGCUGUGUGGCGAGCAACCCGUUCGGCAUCACCCACACCAUCGUGUCUUUGAUUGUCAAAGAGUCUCCCGUGGCCACCGUCACCCCUGUUGGACCUGUGCGUGUCAGGGUGGGUGAACCCAUUAACCUGGAAUGCCAGGCGUCAGGAGAGCCCCGCCCCUCAGUCUCAUGGCACAGGCUGGACAGCAACCGCAAGACCAUGCUGAGCAGCCCGGUGCCCAUGGAGUCUAAUGCAGUCAUGCAGAUUCUAGUGGCUCGUCCAGAAGACAGUGGCACGUAUGUUUGCACCGCACGCAACAACGAGGGCACCACUGAGACCAAGGUGGAGGUCCAUGUUGAGGGAGGCUCUCAAGUGCCCGCACCGCCCAGGGCCUCUGUUCCUGAGCCGCUGAUGGUGGUGGUGGAGGGACAGACUGCGACGCUGCGCUGUGAGGCACAUGGUUUCCCGUCCCCGAAGAUCACCUGGUCCAAGCUGCGCUCUCCUCUGCCGUGGAGACACAAGGUGGUGAACAACAGCCUGGUGCUGCCCACUGUGGGCCGCCAGGACUCAGGAGAAUACAUCUGCACUGCCACCAACACCAUGGGCACCACUGAGGUCACCAUCAUGCUCGAUGUGGAGACUCCUCCUUAUGCCACCUCUGUGCCUGACGAUGUGGCUGUGCGUGUCGGGGAGGUGAUCAGGUUGCAGUGCCUGGCCCACGGCACUCCUCCCCUCACCUAUACUUGGACCAAGGUGGAUGGAAACCUUCCCCCGAGGGCCCAGGUUAACGGAGGGGACCUUCAGAUCAACCUGGCCACAGCUGAGGAUGCUGGGAGCUACAAGUGUGUGGCCAGGAACAAAGUGGCCACCAGCGAAGUGAUCGCUAAAGUCACAGUCAGAUCCCCCUUGGCAGUGCGUGUGUCACCGCAGGUUGAAGUGAAGGCUCGGGGCAGUGCUGUGGAGUUCACCUGUUCAGCAGCAGGCGGUGUGGAAACCAAAAUUGAGUGGCUGAAGGAAGGAGGAGCCCUGCCGCCAAACCACCACGUCAAGGAUGGAGUGCUCAGGAUUGAGAACCUUGAGCAGAGCAAUGAAGGCGUUUACAUCUGCAGAGCCAGCAGUGUGUACGGUCAGGCCCAGGACACCGCCAGGUUGACCAUCCAAGCUCUGCCAAAGGUGAUGAUCAAUGUGCGCACCUCAGUGCAGACGGUGAUGAUAGGCAACUCUGUGGAGUUUGAGUGCCAGGCCGUUGGCGACCCAGAGCCCACGGUGAAGUGGAGUAAAGUGGGCGGGUCUCUGCCGUCUCACAUCAUGGUGAAGGGCGGCAUGCUGAGGAUCGAUCAGGUGACGGAGGCCGAUGCCGGGCAGUAUCGCUGUACGGCCACCAACGACGUAGGCUCAGUGCAGUCCCAGGUGGUCCUUAACGUCCAGUCUCUCCCUCAAAUCGCUGCACUGCCUGAAACCAAGGAGGUGACAGUCGGCUCUGAUGCAGUCUUGCCCUGUGUGGCUUCAGGAUACCCUGUACCUGAGAUCAAAUGGUCCAAGGUGGAAGCAGAGCUUCCUCCAAAGUGUUUCCAGGAAGCCAACGUGCUGACGGUUCCUCGUGUCACCCACGAUGAUUCUGGGACCUACGUCUGCACCGCCUCUAACAAACAGGGCAAAGUGGAGGCCUUUACUACACUUCAAGUUCAUGAGCGAGUGAUGCCAUACUUUGCCCAGGAGCCUUUGUCCUACCUCACCCUGCCCACCAUCAAAAAUGCCUACAAGGCUUUCAGCAUCAAGAUCAACUUCAGACCUGAUAAUGUUGAUGGUCUCAUAUUGUACGCUGGUAUGAUCCUCUACAACGGCCAGAGGAGGACCACAGGAGCAGACUUUAUCUCGCUGGGACUUGUUGGCGGACGUUUAGAGUUCAGGUUUGACGUGGGCUCCGGCAUGGCCACCAUACGCGACCCCAACCCUGUCAAACUGGGCGAGUUUCACACGGUUGAGCUGUAUCGCAACCACACACUGGGCUACAUCAUCGUAGACGGAGGGGAGCCGAUCAACGGCAGUUCACAGGGCAAGUUCCAGGGCCUGGAUCUGAACGAGGAGCUGCAUGUGGGUGGUUACCCCAACUACACCCUCCUCGCCAAAACUGCGGGCAUUAAGUCUGGUUUUGUUGGCUGUAUCCGCCAGCUGGUCAUCCAGGGUGAGGAGGUCAUCUUCAAAGACCUUGACCGCAGCUCGACUGGUGUCACAAACUGCCCCACCUGCAAAGACCACCCAUGCCAGAAUGGAGGCAGGUGUGAGGACUCAGACGCCAGCUUGUAUAAGUGCAGCUGCCCCAGAGGAUUCACCGGCAGCAACUGUCAGCACCACUCAUCCCUGCACUGUCACUCAGAGGCCUGCGGACCAGACGCCACUUGCAUCAACCGUCCAAGUGGCCUGGGUUAUGACUGCCGCUGCCAUCUGGGCAAGUUUGGAAACAAAUGCAUGGACGGCGAGCUGGUGACCACUCCACUGUUUGAUGGCGAGGAGUCAUACAUAGCCUAUCCUCCCCUGACCAACAUCCACGAUGACCUGCGUGUUGAGCUGGAGUUCAAGCCCCAGGAAAGAGACGGUCUGAUGUUCUUCUGUGGAGGAAAGAAGAUGAAGGUGGAGGACUUUGUAGCCAUCUCCAUGGUGGAGGGACAUGUGGAGUUCAGAUAUGAGCUGGGCACAGGCCAGGCAAUCCUUCUCAGUCCAGAGCCUGUCUCUCUGGGCCAGUGGCACAGAGUUGUGGCUGAGCGAAACAAGCGGGCCGGCCAUCUGAAGAUUGAUCAAGGCCCAGUGGAGAGGAAGACGUCUCCAGGAAAAGCCCAAGGCCUCAAUAUCCACACCCCUAUGUACCUGGGUGGAGUCCCCAACAUGGACAUCCUGCCUAAGCCCGCCAAUGUCAGCGAACUGUUUAAGGGCUGUAUCGGAGAGGUUUCCAUCAACAACAAGAAGGUGGAUCUGUCCUACAGCUUCACAGACAGCAGGUCGAUCCGCAAGUGUGUGGACAACAGCCCCUGUGACCGCCGGCCCUGCCUGAACGGUGGUCAUUGCAUGUCCAGCGUUGAAUAUGAGUACCAGUGCCUCUGUAAGGAUGGAUUCGAAGGCGAGCGCUGUGAGGUGGUGAAAGACGUGUGCCAGAGCAACCUUCAGUGCCAGAAUGGCGGCAACUGUGUCGACGGCCAGUGUGUGUGUACACCCGGCCACACAGGCCUGAACUGUGAAGAAAGCCAGGUCUCCAGCUCCCCAGCGGCCCUGUGGAAUUUGGAAAGUAGCGAGGCAAAUGAUUCACCCUAUCAGUAUGCAGCUCAUUUCCACGAUGAUGGAUACAUUGCCCUUCCUAAAUCCAUUUUUCCAAGAAGUGCCCAUGACUCACCAGAGACCAUCGAACUGGAGAUCAACACAAGCUCCCCUGAGGGCCUGAUCUUAUGGCAGGGAGUGGAGACCACUGGCGCACGCAAUUUGCGAAAGGUGCAUGCUAGUAAAAAGGAACUCGGAGAACACGGCAAAGGCAAGGACUUCAUCAGCCUCGGUCUGCAGAACGGACACCUUGUGUUCAGUUACCAGCUGGGCAGCGGAGAGGCAGAGAUCUUGUCCCGGAGGUCAAUCAAUGAUGGGAGAUGGCAUAAGGUCACAGCAGUCAGAACUGGAAAAGAUGGAUACCUCCAGAUUGAUGGAGGGGCCGCGCUACAUGGACAGUCUAAAGGCAGAAGCCUCAUGGUCAACACCAAAGGCAGUAUAUACCUUGGCGGAGCCCCGAACAUGGCUGCUAUGACAGGAGGGAAGUUUUCAUCUGGAAUGACGGGCUGCGUGAGGAACCUGGCACUGAUGAACGCCCGGCCGGGACAGCAGCCAGCCCAGGCCAUCGACCUGCAAACCCACGCAGCCCACGGCAUCAACGUGCAGCCGUGCUCUUCAUAGAUCGCAGCACACACACAACAGACACAGACAUACUCAAACACACACAUACACACACACACAGAGACUAUGGAGUGAUGUCAUACACACACACACACACACACACACACACACAAACACAGCCGACUCACACAGAGAGACUUGGUGCUUUGCUGCUACCAAAAAAGAAAAAACCAAGAUGACACAACAGGAUAUGUUUCUCUGUGUGCAGUAAAACCAAAAAAGAGAGAAAAAAUGAAACGAUAUUAACAAGUCUUCUCUUCCUCAGUGUUGUAUUCUCAAUGAAGGACUAUUAACACAGGAGAACCAGUACAGUUUACAUACUUCCAGCAGUAGUUUUAGCCAUGAGAAGAGUAAAACAUAUUAGGCCUUCUACGAUGGGUCAGAUCCUAUGGAGUUGGAGAUGUUUUUACAGCACUGAAUUUUUAUUUAUAUACAUAUGAAUAUAUAUAUAUUAUAUUUGUGGGGGGAAAACAUGCAAACUAACCAUUACUGCUCUUCAACUUUCCUAGAGUUUAUUCUGGGUUCUAAUACUGUGUGUCCGGGGCUUUUUAUAGGCCUAACUGUAUUAAUACUUGAAGAUGUUUAGGCCUUCUUUCUUCACUUCUGUAGAGGAACCUUUUGUUGUGUUUGCGAGCAUGCUUACAGUCUUUGGGAGAGGAGCGCACGCGGUCACGGUCACACAUGCAGCUUCAGUACACAACUCAGGUCGUCGAAUACAAAUCAAUAACUGCAAACGUUCUGCCGCUUUCACUCGGCUGAUUUUUUUUUUGUUGGUUUUCUUUGCGAGUCAUCCACAGCGCUGUUGUGUCUUCUGUGUCUGUAUUUGUUCUUUUUUAUGAAAAAGAAAGAAACCUUGGUGCUAACGUCAGACAUGAAGAUACAGCACACAGUCAUACGGUUGCCUGUCUGUCACAUGUAGAGAGGUGUCUUUUUUUUAGUGAUUUGGUUACUUAGAUUAAAAACAAUGCACAACAGUUUAAACUAGUGUCGCAUUUGUUGAUAUGCAUGGCAUUUGAGAUUGAUUUUCUAAGAAUACGGCAUGAUUUCUUGCCUCCGCAGCCUUAUUUUAAUUGAGUAGAUCUCAAAAACAACAGUUUUAAAGAGCUGAGAAGGGUCAUUUUUUUAUGUGUGGUUGUUGAACAUAUUGUUUUAUGUGUAAAAAACUAUCUGCCAGACAGGUAGAUAUCUCUAGAGAAUGACGAGUGUGUAUGCUAGUACAUGUGUUCUUUAUGUAUUUCUCAGCAGCUUCCAUUUCCAACAGGUCACCCUACAGUGCUUUAAGCCCCAGUAUGGAGUCCGCUGUAUGUGUGUGUGUGUGUGUGUGUGUGUGUGUGUGUGUGUGUGCCUGUGUCAUUAUCCAUAUCCUCAGGAGGGUCAACCCAGAACUGCCUCAAGAUGUUACUUAAUUUUCAGGUUUGGUAGCUUUAGUGACAAAUCAGUAAGCUAUAAAACUCUGAAGGCUCUGUGGUUUGCUCUGCAGAAGGAGAUUCAUCCUGCGACACAGUUGGGAUAGUGUCUGGUCGUGUGGGAAUGCAGUGGAAGCCUCCUGCAGGUGCCGUGACCGGUCGUGUUGCUCUAGUAAAGCAUGCUCGCCCACCUUUUAGUCGACCACACCACGAAAACCACGACGGCACGAUCACUUUUUGGGGGUUCACAAGCCUUUUUUUCUCCUUUUUUGUAAGCUUAAAAUAUUUGUAUUAAUAUCCUAAAAAUGAGCACUAUCCUUUCACUUAGAGUCGCCUCAUUUUUAUUUAUUUUAUGUUUUUUUUUCUCUUUUUCUUUUGUUUCAAGGCUUCAUUCUGCUGUUUUAGAGCAAUCGCAACUUGCUUUUUUUCUUUUCUCUGGUUAUUGUGUAUUGCCUCCCACAUCCCCUUGUUUUUCCCCUCAUGUUUGAGUUUGAAUACAGAGCCCCUGCAUGGGAAGUUCAUCACAAAUCCCCCAAUGAUGUUCCAUGAUUUGUAAAACCUGGAACUGCCUGGUCAAACGGUUGGAAACUGGUCUUAUUAUUCACUCAAUGAAAAAAAAGUCUUAGGCUACAAAUACAAUGAAUUAUUUGUCAUAAUGUUUGUUCGCAUAUGAACAUGUGGGUCGAGAAGAGCCACUGCUGUGGUCCAGGUUUAGGACACUGAAGCAGAGAACGAUGGUGUGUGUGCCCCUUGUUGGGUGCCUUUUGUGUAUCUGCUCUUAAACUGGAUUUUCAUAUAUAUAUAUAUACACUGUACACUGUUGCCCAAUGCAAAGUUGUCAAGAAACUGCAACUGCUUUUUGAUGUUUUUAGGCCAUUGCAAAAUAUGAAAGGUGCACUUUUAGUAAUGAUGGAAGUUUUUAUUUUAAAAUUUGUUUCACUUCUGAAUGGCAGAAAAAGCAGAUGACUCGCUCAAGUGAAUGAAAGUGUACCAGAUGAAAUAUUGUCCACGUCAGGACGACCUGACUGCUCCAUUUCCAAUGUUGAAAAGACGCUCCCCUUGCCCCUGGUGUUUCUUAAUUAAAAACAAAAUUCAUGUGCUAUUUGUAA
This is a messenger RNA of Epinephelus moara (kelp grouper), 13638 nucleotides long. RefSeq names its product heparan sulfate proteoglycan 2 (gene hspg2). The record is from RefSeq and is a predicted model, not a curated record. The transcript has 84 exons. The coding region runs from base 348 to 11123 and encodes 3591 amino acids. Lineage: Eukaryota; Metazoa; Chordata; Actinopteri; Perciformes; Serranidae. Gene Ontology annotation, molecular function: protein binding; calcium ion binding.